CUAUCUGAUAGCACCUCAGAACAUAGCUAUAAAAGGAACUGGACUACGCCUGAGAACACAGAUGUUACAGGGAACUGCUGGAGAACUGGAACUGCUAAAAUGACAACUGCAUUCACCGGACCAAAGUUAUACCAAGAAAAUUUUGAUUCUCAGAUUUAUUUAGAUACUUAUUAUGGAGCUGUUUCAGGAGUCUUCAUUAAAGAUGGAUAUCUAAACUUCAUUCUGAGAAAACUGCACAAAGCUUUCACAUCAGGUGGCGUAAAAGGGGACUUGAUGAUAGACAUUGGUCCUGGUCCUGCCAUUUACCAAGAAUUGUCUGCAUGUGAGGCCUUCAAGGAGAUUACGGCUGCAGAUUUUACAGAUCUGAACAGGGAAUACCUGGAGAAAUGGCGAAGAAACGAGCCUGGGUUGUUUGACUGGACGCCUGUUUUGAACUUUGUCUGUGACUUAGAAGGACGUAGUGGAAAAAUUGCAGAGAAGGAAGAAAAACUGAGGAAGACAUUGAAAAGAGUAGUGCCAUGUGAUGUCACCAAGAGCAGUCCUCUUCACCCUCUCGUCUUACCCAAAGCUGAUUGUGUCCUGACUGUAGGCUGCCUUGAAUGUGCCUGCAAAGAUGAAGAGGCCUAUGCAAAUGUUAUCAAAAAUCUCUCAGGCUUGCUGAAAAUGGGCGGUCAUCUGAUUAUUGGUAGCGUAUUAGGAGGCACUAUUUUUCGAUGUGGAAAAAUGCAUUUCUCCAUCAUCAACCUAAGUGAGCAAUUUCUUAGAAAAGUCGUAACAGAUACAGGGUUUGUCAUUGAGGACCUGGAAGUUCUCCACAGAGAAUUUGACAAGCCUAUGUUUGAUAUCUGCAAUCACACUUCUGGAAUUUUUAUUCUGGCGAAAAAAGUUAAAGAUGUGUAAAAGCAAGUCAGUUCUUCACAUAGGCAGAAUGAAAUUGCAAUAGUGCAUGCAUUGAUGCCUUAGUACCAGAAAGUGGCAGUAGCACUAUCUUUUUAAUUCUUGAAAACAAAAAUGGAAUCUCAAAGUAUCAGCUUUUUCCCAUCAAUUAAUCAGAAAACUAAUAAAACUUCUUUAUAAU
This is a messenger RNA of Bufo bufo (common toad), 1078 nucleotides long. Its product is annotated as indolethylamine N-methyltransferase-like. The record is from RefSeq and is a predicted model, not a curated record. The transcript is spliced from 3 exons. Gene Ontology annotation, cellular component: cytosol. Gene Ontology annotation, molecular function: N-methyltransferase activity. The coding region runs from base 100 to 900 and encodes 266 amino acids. NCBI's taxonomy places the organism in Eukaryota, Metazoa, Chordata, Amphibia, Anura, Bufonidae.